Penicillium canescens is the source of this 1921-nucleotide messenger RNA. Its product is annotated as aldehyde dehydrogenase family protein. The transcript is spliced from 3 exons. The record is from RefSeq and is a predicted model, not a curated record. Gene Ontology annotation, molecular function: aldehyde dehydrogenase (NAD+) activity. The coding region runs from base 500 to 1921 and encodes 473 amino acids. NCBI's taxonomy places the organism in Eukaryota, Fungi, Ascomycota, Eurotiomycetes, Eurotiales, Aspergillaceae.
CGCGGUGCGACCUCAGCUUGGCGGCGACCAUGUUUUGAUAACACCCAGAUAUGAUUGUGAUCACUCGACUAGGGGGUCUUCUUUCACGAUCUGAUAAAGACGAUAUAUCAGUGAACGGAAAGCACAGUCCAGCUUGGACCCAUUCUCGAAGAGCUUACCUGCAGUAAGCAGCCACAUGCCUGCGUGGCAUGGCUAAACAAGUACCGCUUUGACAUGCCGCAGUGUCUGGAAGCCGAAAUAGCACACUGAUUCACUUGAUAUUGGGAUUAUGCAGCAGCCGAGGCUUACAAAUGGACUCACUCCUGAGAAUCCCCGCACCCCGCCCUUUGCCAAGGUCCCAUGUAAGCUCGAUGGGCUGAUCAUCGUGAGUGGUGCUGCAAUGAAGACAGCCAUGCACUUAUAAAGUCAGCCUAAUCCGUGAGAAUCGACUUCUCCACUAGUCUCCCGUUUUCAAUAUCAAAAUAUUAAAGAUACACAAUCUGGAACUUAAGCUGCCAACAUGACGGUAUCCGAGCCAUUGGACUUUACAACCUUUUUCAAUGUCAUUGACAACCAACUGAGUUCGACUUCACAAACCCGACACGGAGUCAACCCCGCCAACACUCACCCCAACCCACCCGUCCCAGUCUCAACCCAAAAUGAUCUCGACAAGGCUGUGAAAGCCGCAAGAGCAGCCUUCAAGACCUGGUCCAAGACCUCCUUCGAUGACCGUCGAAAAGCCCUGCUCGCCUGGGCCGAUGCUAUCGACGCCAAUGCAGACGGCUUCGCAAAGACCCUAACAAUGGAGCAGGGCAAGCCUUUGACACAAGCAACCGCCGAAGUCGGAUUGGCGGGCAUCUGGACCCGCGGCCUGAGCUCAAUCGAAAUCAAGGAGAACGUCAUCGAGGAAACCGAUGAUCGCAAGGUCAUUCAGCGCUAUACACCCAUGGGCGUGGUGGGCGCCAUUGUCCCCUGGAACUACCCCGUUUUGCUGGCCGCGGGCAAGAUCGUCUCUGCUGUGUAUACCGGAAACACCGUUAUCGUGAAACCAUCUCCAUUCACCCCAUACUGUGACUUGAAACUUGUGGAGUUGGCAACCCGAUUCUUCCCCCUGGAGUUCGGUGACGACUCCCUCGGUCCCAUGGUCACCGAACACCCGGGCAUCGACAAGAUCAGUUUCACAGGCUCGAUCAUAACAGGAAAGCGGGUGAUGGCAUCCUGCGCCAGGACACUCAAGCGAGUAACCCUCGAACUAGGCGGAAACGACCCAGCAAUUAUCUGCGAAGACGUUGACAUCGACACCAUUAUCCCAAAGAUCGGUAACCUCUCCUACCUCUGCAGUUCCCAAAUCUGCAUGAUGAUCAAGCGACUCUACGUCCACGAAAAAAUCUACGACGAAUUCCUUAACAAGCUAGUCGCAUUCGUGAAAACAUUGAAGGUAGGCGAAGGCACCGAAUCAGACGUCUUCUUCGGACCCGUCCAGAAUGAAAUGCAAUUCAAGAAAGCCAAAGAUCUCUUCAGCUCGAUCACAACGGAGAAUCUCAAGGCUGCCCUGGGUGGAUCCAUCGAAUCAUCCACUGGAUAUUUCAUCCACCCCACUAUCAUCGAUAAUCCCCCCGAAUCAUCGCGAGUCGUGCAAGAGGAGGCUUUCGCGCCUAUUCUGCCUAUUAUGAAAUGGUCCGAUGAAGAUGAUGUGGUUGAACGUGCGAAUGCGUUGGAGACUGGCUUGGGGUCGUCGGUUUGGUCGAAGGAUUUCGAGAGGGCUACUCGUAUUGCGGAUCAGCUUCAGUCUGGCUCUGUUUGGGUUAAUAACCACUUUGAUCUGUCGCCUACUGCGCCCUUUGGUGGGCAUAAGCAGAGUGGUAUGGGUGUUGAGUGGGGUUUGACUGGGUUGCUUGGGUAUUGUAAUUCGCAGACUCAGUGGCUUAAGAAGAGCUUUUAG